GAUCAAUGGAAUGCUUACAAAGAUAGUACCUGUAGAAAAGAAAGAAUAAGGCCGCAUUACUACUGAUUCAGUCCUGUUUAGAAGGGAAAUAUGGAGGGAGCACCCCAGAUAUAAGAGCAACAUUUCACAUGGAGGAAGAGCUUAGUGACAUGGGAGAUGUUCGACAUCUGGUGAACAAGUUGUACAUGGCCCUUAAUGUAGAUCAGCAUCAGGUUAUGAAGGAACGUGAAAUCCUCGCACAAAUAGAGGAAAUAAAAACACAACUUGCGCCUUUGGAAAAGAAACGUGAAAACCUAGUAAGUGCCGCUGAGAGACGCACCACCAUUUUAGCUGGGGCUGGUCUUGGCUACAUGGCACUUCAGUUUGGGUUCCUUGCCAGAUUAACCUGGUGGGAGUACUCCUGGGAUAUCAUGGAACCUGUGACUUACUUUGUUACUUAUGGUACAGCCAUUGGAGCAUAUGCAUAUUAG
This is a messenger RNA of Macrobrachium nipponense, 470 nucleotides long. Its product is annotated as calcium uniporter protein, mitochondrial-like. The transcript is spliced from 3 exons. Gene Ontology annotation, molecular function: uniporter activity; calcium channel activity. Lineage: Eukaryota; Metazoa; Arthropoda; Malacostraca; Decapoda; Palaemonidae. The record is from RefSeq and is a predicted model, not a curated record. Gene Ontology annotation, biological process: mitochondrial calcium ion homeostasis; calcium import into the mitochondrion. Gene Ontology annotation, cellular component: mitochondrial inner membrane; uniplex complex. Bases 129 to 470 code for a protein of 113 amino acids.